AUGUAAAAUAAAGCUUGCGAUUGGAUUUGUAUAGAAUGCAGGAAUUUGAAUUAUUCUUUUAGAAAGAUUUGCAAUAGAUGUUAAUAGUGCUCAAGAGAUGCACCAGGAAUUUAAUUUAUUCCAAACAAAAUUGAUUCUGGAUUAUAGAUUCUUGAAACAAUAAAACUUUAACAAAUAGAUUUAGGGGGAAGCAAUCAUAGUUCAGCCGAUAGCAACGAUGAUGAUGAAGAUAAUGGAAUAUUCUCUCAAGCUUUAUUUCUACAGGAUUUAUCGAAAAACUCCGACAGUUUUAAAAAAUCAUUCUCUUUCUUGAAAAAAUGUUAAGUUUGCUGUAAUCAGAACUACUUUUACUUGUAAAAGUGUAGUAAUUGCGGAAACUCUUCAUUUAAUUGAUUCUUUAUAUUAACAUUAAAUCUAAGUCUUAUAAUUAUUA
Paramecium tetraurelia is the source of this 433-nucleotide messenger RNA. RefSeq lists its product as uncharacterized. The record is from RefSeq and is a predicted model, not a curated record. The transcript has a single exon. Lineage: Eukaryota; Ciliophora; Oligohymenophorea; Peniculida; Parameciidae.